Messenger RNA from Pseudocercospora fijiensis CIRAD86, 699 nucleotides. RefSeq lists its product as uncharacterized. The record is from RefSeq and is a predicted model, not a curated record. The transcript is spliced from 6 exons. NCBI's taxonomy places the organism in Eukaryota, Fungi, Ascomycota, Dothideomycetes, Mycosphaerellales, Mycosphaerellaceae. Bases 1 to 699 code for a protein of 232 amino acids.
AUGUUUCAAAACAUCCGGGGCUGGAGAGGGCUGGAGAGCUGGGGAUUGACGUCUUCAACCAUCGUUUAUCGGACAAGCUUACGUGGUUCGCUGCGUGUGAGAGGCAGAGAGGAUUGGGGGUGUCGGAGUUGGCAGCUGUGUUGUGCGUUCUUCGGUGCCGGAGAGGCUGUGUUGGGGAGCCGAACGCCAGCUUCCAGCAGAACCCAGCUUAUGAAUAGAACAAGGAUCUGGAUUUUGGUCCAUCCGCCGUGCAUCGCGCUCGCGAUCAUUCGGCUGAUGAGUCUGUACUGUACCACAUGUGUGCUGCUCUAUGGUGUCAAAGACAAUACGUUUCUUGGCGUCGAGUUCACAGACCACAAGAAAGGACUCAUGAUUCUGAUACUCGGCUCCCAGUCUACGACCUGCAUCUCUUGUUGGUCGAAGGCGGCCAAAACCAGCAUAUUUCGACUCUGCAAUCUCUGCCCGGCCUUGCAGGUAAUAAGCCGUGAUAGCUACGGCUGCACACAUAUCAUGCAACAUUCCAGACCUUCGCCCAUGGCAGUCAUGGACCUGCUAAAAUAUGUCGGGCUGUCGUUGUGCAAUGGUCUUCCCGAGCGUGUGCUGAAGAACUGCGCUCUGCGUGUCACUAGCCACAGCAACGACCCAGAUUCAGAUUCACCAUCAAGAGUCCAUGCAGGAGUUAUGGGUGAACAAAGAUGA